UUGAGUAAGAUUAAGUAACUUUGAUAUGGUCGGAAUGGGGAGGAAAGAUCAGAGAGAGAAGAAUGGAGGAGAGAAGGUCAAAGCUGUUCUUGAAUUGUUGAGGAAACAAGAUCCGCUUACAGUAAAACAGGAAAAGUUUUGCAAUUAUGCUUGCGUUGGACGAUUUCUGAAAGCAAAAGGAGACAACGUGAAGAAAGCAGCGAAGCAUUUAAGAGCAUGUCUUUCUUGGAGGGAGAGUAUCGGCACUGAAUAUUUGAUUGCAGAUGAGUUUGCUGCUGAGCUUGCAGAAGGUUUCGCCUACGUUGCUGGUCAUGAUAACGAUUCCAGGCCUGUUGUGAUUUUCCGGAUUAAACAAGAUUAUCAGAAGUUUAACUCUCAGAAACUGUUUAUCCGAUUACUGGUUUUUACACUUGAAGUGGCCAUUGGAUCCAUGCCUAAAAACGUCGAACAGUUCGUUCUCCUCUUCGAUGCUAGCUUUUACAGAUCAGCUUCGGCUUAUAUGAAUUUUUUACUAGCAUCACUGAAGAUCGUAUCGGAAUACUACCCUGAGCGGCUGCACAAGGCCUUCGUCAUCGACCCUCCGUCCUUUUUCUCUUACCUGUGGAAGGGGGUUCGUCCGUUCAUUGACUUAUCGACGGUGAUGAUGAUAGUGUCAUCACUCGACUACGAAGAGUCGUCGGAGUAUGAUGAUUUCUCGGCAUUCCCACGAGCUUCUUCGCUGCGGUUCGAUCCGUCAUCGAUUCCGUCAACAGGGAAGAUCGGCACUUCGUCCUCCACUCGGUUCUCCUUCACGGUCUCUCACCAUUCCGAUUCUCUCAAGCCUUGGUACCUCAGCUUGAAGGACACGUCAGCAUCAUCUAAGGUAGGAACCACCAUCAGCAGCCCAUCUGCAUCUCUCAUGGGCCCCGCCCUCAUUUCCCCACUUAACGCCCGUUCAUUCUCCUUCGCAUCACCGGCUGCCCGGACGCCACGUUGCAGCACCCCUGGUCCCACCAGGAAGAACAACCAAUUCUUCACUUCGACCCCAUUGCCACAGAGAGUUAACAACAACAGCAAUCCGAGGACACCUAGACCAUCAUUCCUUCAAUCCCCAGCUAUGUUCUUCAGGAAAGAAAAAGAUUGCCACGUCAGCAGAACGGAGAAGAGCCGGGAGUCCUUUCUACCCUUCUUGAGGUUCUACCGGAGACCAUACGACGAGAUGGUUUACAGGUCAAAGAUGAAGCCACCACUGGGUGGGCUCAUCUCCAUCGUCUCUCCCCAAAUCAAAAGGCCCCACAUGUCACAAUCUCAGAGGUUCUAAACACACAAAGUACAUACAAUAUUAUAUAUAAAUAAUAAUUGAUCAUAAUUAAUAACCCUACUACUAAUA
Messenger RNA from Telopea speciosissima, 1369 nucleotides. Its product is annotated as phosphatidylinositol/phosphatidylcholine transfer protein SFH7-like. The transcript is spliced from 7 exons. The record is from RefSeq and is a predicted model, not a curated record. NCBI's taxonomy places the organism in Eukaryota, Viridiplantae, Streptophyta, Magnoliopsida, Proteales, Proteaceae. Bases 26 to 1300 code for a protein of 424 amino acids.